AAACAAAAAUGUUAAAGAACCGCACGAAAUUAAUCGUUCAAUAAAAUAGUCGUAUAUCAAAUGUAUAUUUAUUAGAAAAUAAAAACUAAAGUUUAACUACUUCUAUACACCCAUUUUGCGCAUUUUUCAAAAUGCUAUCGGAAAAUCCGAUGGCUGAUCAGUUACUAAUUGCAAUAGUUCGAGAGCGUUUUGCAAUUGCUGAGAAAGUACUGGUUUAGUUUUACCCUUUUCUAGGGACUUUUUGUGAACAGUACGGUUUCGCUUGAAUUUGUACCCAAAUAAUGAUCCCACUUCAUCAGCUGUCAUCCCAUAAUGAUCUUUAGCUAAAACAUAAACUCUCCCCUCAACACUUUUGUUUUUAGUCAUUUCCUCAUACAACUCACGAAUCUUUUAUUAUAUGGUAAGUGGGUAUUGUAAGUUUUUAAUAAAAGAUUGUACCACAUUCCAAUUAUGUUGCAAAUAUCAUUUCUCGUAUCGAUCAUUUUUUCGCCGGAACAUUUAUUUUUUUUAUCCUUAUCAACGAUUAGCAAGGCGUCCGUUUUAGCAAUCACUUCAUUCCACUUCUCGUCUGAAAUAUCGGAACGUUUUCGCGGUUUUUCUUCUUUAAUAUACGUGAUCCACGUGAUAAUAUCUUCAGGGUCAACCUGCUGCACACCAUUUUUUUCUCUAUGCAGCCUCCGUUCUUCUCGUAGAAUGUUGCCAUCUCGUGUUACUAAUUUUUGAAGACAAACUU
Molecule: messenger RNA, 733 nt
Organism: Rhizophagus irregularis DAOM 181602=DAOM 197198
Lineage: Eukaryota; Fungi; Glomeromycota; Glomeromycetes; Glomerales; Glomeraceae
Source: RefSeq, a predicted model, not a curated record